AUGCCAAGCGGUGAGAGACCCGUCUCUGUCCAAAUAAGAAUCCGCCAUGGCGAGGCGGGCCAACAACCUGAGCCUGGUGAUAAUGUUUUUACGGUUUUAGAUUUGCAAAAUCAGAACGAUAAAGAUUAUCAACAAUGCAGUAAUUUUUCCGAUUUUUCACAAUGUUGCUCGAGGUCAACUUCACCUAAGUGUCGCAGAGUUUCCGUCUGCAGUUGCCCAAGUCCAGAGACGCAAGCGUCCCCAUGUGAUAGACACCACCACCGACGUAACUCCAUUGCAGUAAAGUUUGAAAAACGUUCAGAUUAG
Messenger RNA from Zygosaccharomyces rouxii, 306 nucleotides. RefSeq lists its product as uncharacterized. NCBI's taxonomy places the organism in Eukaryota, Fungi, Ascomycota, Saccharomycetes, Saccharomycetales, Saccharomycetaceae. The record is from RefSeq and is a predicted model, not a curated record. Bases 1 to 306 code for a protein of 101 amino acids. The transcript has a single exon.